CUGAACAGACAGUUGACGACGACGAUGAUGAUAAUGCCACUGUCAUCAGUGACUUGUCGUGGGUGCCCGAAGAGCCGAUGGAUGAGGAGGAAUUGUUUGAUGAGGAGCCACCUUACACGUGUGACCCCCACCACAAUUGCAUUGACAAAUUCAUUGUUUGCCAAGAGGAGCUGAUGGGCCUUUUUGCCAUCUGUCCGGCCUGUUGUGAGAGGUCGGAUAGUAGCAUCGUGCAGCAGGAAGGAACUUUUGUUAAGAUCAAGCAGGUCUGUGCAUCAUGUGGCUACCACCGUUUCUGGCAAAACCAGCCAAUGCUCCACAGGAACAUGCCAACCUGCAACCUCCUGUUAAGUGGGGCCAUUCAUUUUACUGGAUGUUUGGCCACACAGACACUAAGAAUGUUGACCCUGUUUGGCCUGCAGUGCAUCAGUGCCAGCAGUUUCUUUCGCCAUCAGCGCCGCUACACCAUCCCUGUAAUCGUUCAGGCCUGGCAGAAUGAUCAAGCCAAGAAUUUUAGUGACCUACGGGCAAUGGAUGGCGGGCUAGUUCUUGCUGGUGACUGCAGGUCAGAUUCUCCUGGGCACUGCGCAAAGUAUGGGUCAUACUCUCUGAUAGAGGACAGAGUGAACAAGGUGGUGGAUGUUCAGCUUGUUCAGAGCUCAGAGGUCCCCAACAGCUCAUGGUGUGAGCUUGAAGGCCUCAAGCGCAGUGUUGGCCUGCUGAGGGGAAACGACCUGCAUUUGGCAACGCUGAUCACGGACCGACAUCGCCAGGUUGCCAAAUGGGUGAGAGAGGAGCUGAUCCCUGAAGGGACACAGCAUUAUUUUGACGUGUGGCACAUUGCCAAAAGUCUGGGGAAGGCAUUGGAUGCAGCAUCCAAAGAGUGUGACCAACUACAGUUGUGGAGGCCAGCUAUAGUGAAUCACCUCUAUUGGACUGCAGCCUCAACCCCAGAUGGCAACCCAGCGGUCAUGGAGGCCAAAUGGAGAAGUUUAGUGAACCACAUCCAGGACAUCCAUGACCAUGACAUCCCUGCCUUCUCCAGUUGUGCCCAUGGCCCUCUAGACGAAGAUUAGCGCAACAAAGAGUGGCUGU
Molecule: messenger RNA, 1092 nt
Organism: Gadus morhua (Atlantic cod)
Lineage: Eukaryota; Metazoa; Chordata; Actinopteri; Gadiformes; Gadidae
Exons: 7
Coding region: 78-1073 (331 amino acids)
Source: RefSeq, a predicted model, not a curated record